AUGGGAAGCAGCAAUAGAAGCGCAGAACAAAAAAGGCAAAUGGCAGAACUGAGCAAAACCCUUAAAGAAGGUGAGAGGAUUGUGGAACCUACACGUAGACCAGAUGGCACUCUCCGGAAACCCAUCCGGAUUCGAGCUGGCUACGUCCCACAAGAUGAAGUUGUCAAGUAUCAGUCCAAAGGUUCUCUGAUGAAGAAGGAGAUGGCCUCACUAGGACCUCCAGGUUAUGACCCUGAUCCAACUCCUAAAUCAAAGACUAAAGCUGCUAAGAGGAACGAACGUAAGAAAGAGAAGAGAUUACAGGCUGCUGCAGAAAAAUGUAACAGCUCUGAGGAUGGCUCAGCUACUAAUGUAGACAAGGAAGAUACUGCUUCCAUUGUGACUCCAUGCAAUGGGUCCCAAUCUGUGAAUGUAUUGGUUUCUGGUUUGGAGGCUUUGGAUGUUUCAAAUAAUGGUGUACCGCCUCGUACUUCGGGCCUUGGAGAAGCACCCAUUCCGGUUACUGCAGGAGAAGACACUGAGAAAAGAAUACGUGCACUUAAGAAGAAAAUCCGACUCACGGAAGCUCAACAGCAGAAGACUGCUCCCAAAGACGUAAACCCUGAGCAAUUGGAGAAGUUCUCCAAGUUGGAGGAAUGGAGACAAGAACUCAAGGCUUUGGAGGAUAAAAAGGCUUAG
Molecule: messenger RNA, 678 nt
Organism: Thlaspi arvense
Lineage: Eukaryota; Viridiplantae; Streptophyta; Magnoliopsida; Brassicales; Brassicaceae
Source: the annotation of a GenBank genome assembly